UGGAAGUUGGGCACCCUGGAAGCGAGAGUGAUGGCGGGAUUUUCUCUCGCUCCACUCUUCAAAAGAAUGUUUUGCUGGGGGCACUGGGCUUGCCGCCAAUGAGUCCUGUUGGCAACGAGGGUCCUCUCCCAUAUUUCUUCGUUGGUGAUGAGGCCUUCCCGCUGAAGGAGUACAUGAUGCGGCCCUACCCAAGACGGACACUCCAUGACGACGACAGCAAGGCCCACGAGCGCCGCGUCUUCAAUUACAGAAUGACCAGGGCACGCCGCGUCAUUGAGAAUACCUUUGGUAUCCUGGCACAAAGGUGGAGGAUGCUGCGACGACCCAUUAAGGCGAAAGAAGGCAACAUAAAGGCAUACAUUGGAGCGUGCAUAGUGUUGCACAACUUUCUUCUUAAAGAGUCCGCAGCAUCCUCCGCCGCCUAUUGCCCACCUGGUGCCACAGACAGCGAGGACUGGGAAGGCCGCCUUUCACCUGGAAGUUGGAGGGACGAGGAAGCAGUCGGUGGAGCGCUCUUGCCACCGAGACCUACUGGCUGCAAUGCUGCGAGGUAUGCGAAGCAAGUGUGAGACAAACUGGCGCACCACUUCGUCACAGACGGUCAAGUUCCCUGGCAAGACAAAGUGGUGAACAGCGCUUGAAGUAUACAAGUUCAAGGGGUCCACAACGGUCUCCUCAGUCGUGUCCUCGGAGGUUUCGGGGUCCACUGCAUGACUUGGCCCUGGCGUUGAACUGUAGUGAUGACAACUCUUUUCCAUGUAUUUGACAACGCUAGUGGUACAUGCACUGUUAGCAUUCUUUGCAUCAGGUGUGUGUUACGUGCAGCUGCAAACACGAGUGCACUCAAGGGGUUAUUACCAUUACACCAUGUCUUUUGCAUUACUUCUUUUCAUAACAUGACUGUAUGAAUGAUGUGCAGAAGCACAAGUUCAAUGUUUUUAUUAUGU
Rhipicephalus sanguineus (brown dog tick) is the source of this 947-nucleotide messenger RNA. RefSeq lists its product as uncharacterized. The record is from RefSeq and is a predicted model, not a curated record. Bases 99 to 569 code for a protein of 156 amino acids. NCBI's taxonomy places the organism in Eukaryota, Metazoa, Arthropoda, Arachnida, Ixodida, Ixodidae. The transcript is spliced from 4 exons.